Molecule: messenger RNA, 1233 nt
Organism: Lasiosphaeria miniovina
Lineage: Eukaryota; Fungi; Ascomycota; Sordariomycetes; Sordariales; Lasiosphaeriaceae
Exons: 1
Coding region: 1-1233 (410 amino acids)
Source: RefSeq, a predicted model, not a curated record
AUGCAGCAGCCACCGCCACCCCUCAUCCCCACAAACCUUCCAGUCCUUCCUCCCACCAAACCGGCCGUGGGCACCAAAAGACGAGGGAGACCGCCAAACUACAUGAGGCCCGUCAACCUUCCGCCUCCGCAUGCGCCGGCUGGGGCUCCGCCGCCGGCCCUUUGGCAGCCGCCUCCGCCCGCGCCUCCACCUCCACGGCCAGCGCCCAGGAGAGUGCGGGUCCCGGAGCCAUAUGACAUAACCCGUCUCCCCGCCCUGCCGCCAUGGUCCGAGGUGCGGCCUGCCAUCUCUAAGCUGGUCCCCGUUCAUGCGGGCCCCGCUAACCCUGCCUUUUUCGCCUUCGACAUGAAAUGGCUUGUGCUCACCUCGGCCCACCAAAUCGAUCUGUGGAUCGACCAGGUCGAGGCCAUGGCUAGCGCCAGCAGCUGUCUCCGCGAGAUGACGACGCAGUUUACCGCUUUUCCCAAGCCCGGCACUGUCGAGGCCUUCAUCUGUCAGACGCGUUUCAUGUCUUGCUGGCACAUCCUCACCGAGACCAUCUCGGGGCCCGUGUGGGCCUACAUGCGUGCCCUGGGCUACAACAAGAUCCCCGUCUUCAAGGAUCCCGACGGCGUGCAGUGGCAGCCCGGCCCCGUCGACGCCUUCUACUUCGCCAGGCAGGCAGGCUACCGUCUGAACCUUCCCGGGAGCACGCGCCAGGCCAGGAUUGAGGUCGCAGCCAUGGUCGAGGAGCUUCGUGUCGCCAAAGCCGAAGACUACCCUUCCGAGGCCAAGUUUAAAAAGGGCUACGCAUGGCUCAAGAACAUCCUCGACAACAUGAUCCGGAACGGCGACCGACAGGUUCAGGAGGCCCUGUACGACGCGAGACCUGACUGGGCUCCAGUGUGGCCAGACGGACCAAUGGCCGAAACGCCCUGGGUACUCCGUGGCACUGCUCUUGAGACGGGGUCCAAGAAGGAGUUGAGGCAGGAAAAUGCCAGGAUACGGAAAAAGCAAGCCAGGGCCGAAGCCAGGGCCGAAGCUGCUGCCGCCGCUGCCGCCGCUUUUGAGCGGCAGGAAGCUGCCUUCUACUACCAGCGACCAGAACAGGCCCCGCCACAGGCCCCGCCAAGCUCAUCAUCUGAGGCGGCCGAGUCUCCCGAAUUUCAUGAAUCUCAUGAAUCUCCAGAUGCCCAGGACUCUAACGAAUCUCUAGAGGUGCAGGAAUCGGAUGAAUCUACCGAGUCACCCUAA